Messenger RNA from Rotaria sordida, 2019 nucleotides. NCBI's taxonomy places the organism in Eukaryota, Metazoa, Rotifera, Eurotatoria, Philodinida, Philodinidae. The record is from the annotation of a GenBank genome assembly.
AUGUCCAAUAUUCUUAAUUCUUUCUUCGAACAGGAAACUCUAUUAUCAACAUUGAAAGAUAACAAUUUCAAUAUCUAUUCUCUUGUUUGGCUUGAUAGUAGGCUCGAUAUUGAUGAAUAUAUUCAUAUUCAAGAAAGUCUUGGAUUGUUCAUUGAUCAUUUUCAAAUAUUCAAUGAAUCUGAUCCAUGUGAAGAAUAUAUUAAAUUAACAUCAGUUGAUGUUCAAAUUAUUUUAAUUGCCAAUGGAAAUUUAGGUGAACAAUUAAUACUUCGAAUACAUCAACUUCAACAAAUUUUUGCUAUUUAUGUCUAUUGUAUGAAUAUAGAAUCUCAUGAAAAUUGGACUAAACAAUAUAAAAAAAUACAUGGUGUUCACAAUCAACUAGAUAAUCUGAUCAACCAUAUUAAAACCGAUCGAAUACGACGAUGGCCACAUGGUAUUGAUGAACCAUUGUCGAUUAUGUUUUUUCAUAAUGAUACCAAUAACGAAAAAUCAACAAUGGAACUUAAUGGUGAAUUUCUUCAAACACAAUUAUUAUUUGAUUGUCUAAAUCGAAUGAAAGUAACCGACACUGAUAAAGAUAAACUCGUUAUGCUAUGUAAAGAAGCCUAUAAAGAAAAUCAAUAUCAACAAGUGAUAAUUGAUGAAUUUAAAAAUACUUAUUCAUCUGAUCAAGCAAUUCGAUGGUACACAAGAGAUUCAUUUCUUUAUCGUCUAUUAAAUAAAGCUCUUCGUGUUCAAAAUAUUGAUCUAUUAUUUCGAUUUCGUUUCUUUAUUGAUGACAUUGAAAAACAACUAAAAAAUCAUCAAUAUCCAUCGUCAGUUAUUCUUUAUCGAGGUCAAGUGAUAUCAAAAGAAGAAUUGAAAUUAUUUGAAGAAUCGAACAAUAAAUUAAUAUCAGUAGCUUCAUUUUUUUCGACUAGUCUUGAUUCAACAGUAGCUCUUAGUUAUAUUGAUUCAAAUAUAAAUCAUGAGAAUUUACAAAGUGUUCUCUUUGAAAUUCAUGCUGAUCCAUCUCAAAAUCAAUCAAAACCAUUUGCAGAUAUUUCAUCAAUCAGUUAUUUUCCUGAUGAACAAGAAGUAUUAAUGAUGUUAGGUUCAGUUUUUCGAAUCGAUGGUGUUGAUCAUUUUAAUGAUACAAUAAAACGUAUUCGAAUGACUCUUUACAAUCAUAAUGAUCAAAAUUUUAAUUUACUCUUCGAUUUUAUGAGAAAAAAAAAUUGUAUCGGAUCGGCUCGACUGACUAAUUUUGGUCGUGUACUGAUUGGUAUGGCUAAAUUUGAUGCUGCAGAAAAUCAUUUUAAAUGUUUAUUAAGAACUUUCUCGUCUGAUCAUCCUGAUCUUUUUAAUUGUUAUCAAGCAUUGGGAAAAAUCUAUUGUGAAAAAUGUGAUUUCGAUCAAAGUCUCGAAUAUUUCAAAAUAGCACUGGAUAUUCUAUAUCGAGAAUCGAUUUUGAAUCAGAUUCGAAUUGCUUUCGUUCAUAAUAAUAUUGGUGAAGUGUAUCAGAAGAAAGGCGAUACUAAUCAAGCAUUGAAAUCAUUUCAACAAGCUUUGGAGAUUUUCAGCAAAAAACUCGGUGAUAUAAAUGAAAAUGUUGCCUGGUGUUUCAAUAAUAUAGGCAUCGUCUAUUUGAUGGAGAAGAAAUAUUCAGAAGCACUUACCUAUCUCCAAAAGGCAUUCAAUCUGAAAAGGCAAUUACUUCCUGAAAAACAUCCUUGUCUCGGUAAUACAUAUACUAAUCUUGGCAAUGUUUAUUGCCAUCUUCAUAAUUAUGAUUUAGCGUUAAAUUACUAUCAAGAAUCAUAUGAGAUUUUCCAAACUUCUCUUACUCAAAAACAUCCUUCCAUUGCAAGGGCACUCAAGAAUAUUGGUGUUAUUCAUGAAUUGAAAGGUAAUUCCUUGAAAGCAUCAAUCUACUACAAUAAAGCAUUAAAUCUUCGCCAACAAAUUUUACAUUCGACUCAUCCAGAUUUACUUGAAAUCAAACAAGAUAUACAACGUGUUUUAUCAAAAAUAUAA